AUGGACAGUUACCACAGCAUUGACUUGGAGCUGCAAACGCCCACAGAGCUAAAGUAUGAGCCCCCUACCCCACUCCACCAGGAGGAUUUCUUUGGCAGCAACACUAGGGUAGACUCCCCUAGUAAAUCCCCAGUUAGACCCAAUGACCUGUCCUUGCCCUUCACUUCCACUGGUCCUGUUCCCAUGGACACAGAACCUCCCACGGUGAUAGCAGAGGAUACCUCCUUAGGAAGUCGAAAGUCUCAAAGCCGUGAGGAGGGGUCAACUGAAGAUGAUAUGGGAGUCAGCCAUGAAUCCAUGGCCUCCUCUGACCAUCACGAUAGUGAAGACAUCAGAAAAGAGCCAGAUGUCUUCCCAAAGCCCUUACAAAGAGAGGAAGAGGUACCACAACCUGUGGCCAGUGGUCCUCAUGUUACGGUCACUGGGCUCAGUGGGAGCGGCAGGUCUGGUUCUGAGGAAGAGGAGGAAAUGACAGAGGAGAAGCUAAAAUCACUUUUGGAGGACAUUAAAUUGGAGGAAGGCUUAGAGGAUGAGGAGAUGACAGAGGAGAGGGUGCAAGCAAUUCUCUCUCAAGUAGAACAGGCAGAAAAAGACAUGUCCUCACUUCCAGGUUGGAGAGAUGAGUCACAAAGUGCCAAAGAGGAGACAUCAACCUCUGGUCGAAGUUUGAGUGCAGCUGUAGCACAAGAGCAAAAGGAGAUAAGCCAAGCGCAUUCUAGUAAAGGGGAAAAACAGAAUGGAGAACAUCCUGAGCUUCGAGCCCAAGCAGGGCCACGUCCUGAGGAUUUGGAGUCAACGAGUGGGGUGAAAAUCAAGACCCAGACGGGAGCUGAGAAGCAGGGGGUGAGCAAAGAAGUUCCAGAGACCAGCAAAGAAGGACCAAGCAGCAGGGAGGAGGUUACAUCAGAGUCCAAAGCCCAGCUUUAUCAGGGGGCCCGUAGACUUAAUGAAUCCAGCUCUGACGAGGAACAGACUGUUACCACCAGAGUGUAUCGGCGGAGGGUGAUCCUAAAGGGAGAACAGGCCAAAAACAUUCCUGGGGAGUCAGUUACAGAGGAGCAGUUCACAGAUGAAGAUGGAAACGUCGUCACCAGAAAAGUGAUCCGGAAAGUGGUACGGCGUACAGUUACAUCCGAGGAGAAAAACAGGAGAAAGAGAGGAAAGCGCUGCAAACAGGCCAGUAGGGCCGAGCAGGAGGAAGUUGCUAAGGGCUCAGAGCCCCAGAUGGAGCACACUGAGGUCGGCAAGGCGUCUCAGAGAAAGGAAGGGAAAAACAAGGAGAAAAAGGGUCAAUCAUAA
This is a messenger RNA of Chanos chanos (milkfish), 1299 nucleotides long. RefSeq names its product ankyrin-3. Lineage: Eukaryota; Metazoa; Chordata; Actinopteri; Gonorynchiformes; Chanidae. The transcript is spliced from 7 exons. Bases 1 to 1299 code for a protein of 432 amino acids. The record is from RefSeq and is a predicted model, not a curated record.